Dreissena polymorpha is the source of this 497-nucleotide messenger RNA. RefSeq lists its product as uncharacterized. The record is from RefSeq and is a predicted model, not a curated record. The coding region runs from base 147 to 497 and encodes 116 amino acids. The transcript is spliced from 4 exons. Lineage: Eukaryota; Metazoa; Mollusca; Bivalvia; Myida; Dreissenidae.
CCGUUUAAUAUUUAUAGCAGGAUAUUUACAUUACUUUGUAUGAGAGUCAUGUGAUUUAUUACUCUGACUUGUUGGACGAGAAUAUAAAGAGCACCAUUGUUAAUGACCACGGUAAACAGUACGCCUUGCGGUCAACUUUACCGACAAUGGAUUAUGUUGGCAUACUUAUAAUAAUUGUCACGUUAUUUGCUGGAGGUAAAUGUGGGAUUAAUAACGGACUACAUCCACGUGUGUCGGCCGGAAACCUGCUGCAAACUGAAAAAAUUUCCACAUUUCUACGAACAUGUCGGGCCACGGAGCGGGACGUGGGUCCGUGCCCAUGUGUGUCGGGUUUAGCCGUGUGUCGAGUGACCAAGUGCUGCCGGACGAGAUUUGAUAUAUUGCAAGUGCCAGAGAGGAUCACCUUUCCGCCAAUCAGGUUUGAUCCCCGACCCGAUCCCGACCCCUUUGAACGAAUACGCGAGAUUGGACGGCAGCUUCCUGGCGUCGGACGCUAA